This is a messenger RNA of Dracunculus medinensis (Guinea worm), 5586 nucleotides long. The record is from the annotation of a GenBank genome assembly. NCBI's taxonomy places the organism in Eukaryota, Metazoa, Nematoda, Chromadorea, Rhabditida, Dracunculidae.
AUGGCUGAUGGACAACGAGAAGAAAAUUUAUUCGAGAAGGAUGAAGAAUUAAUGCAUUCAAAACCAACGAGCACUUCUACUACUCCAAAAUCCACGCCUAAAACUACUCCAAAGUUGAACUUAAAAUUUGCAAAGCAAGCGCAAGAAGGAAAAGUGUUUGAUUUUGGAAAAUCGAAAUUUACUUCAAAACAUGAAGUUGUGCGUAAAGGUAAAGAUGUUGAUGUCAAACUGGAAUCUCUUAAAUUAGCUAAAGAAGAUCAGCUUCGAUUCGUCAUUUUGCCCCCGAAUAAGGCGAAUUUAGAACAACUUGAAAUUGAACCAAAAAUAAAAAAAUCGCGUCACAACUAUGAAAUAUCUUUCCGACCAACGGAAGUUGGAACCCAUAAGGUGAUGGUUUAUGUCAAUGAUGUACUACAUCCGCAAUGUCCUUUUCCCAUUCGAGUUUAUGAUGCCUCUGAAAUAAUUGUUGGCGAAAUUGCGCCGCAGAGUACCAUUAACGACACGGUUGAAUUUACAGUUGACGCCGGUCGAGCUGGAUUCGGUAAUCUUGAAAUGGCCAUUAAGGAUAGUGAUGGUGUUAUCAUACCAUCGCAUGUUGCUCAACUUGAAUCUGGAACAGCUAAAUUUCUCGUCACAUUUAAUCCUACGUCAGUGGGUAUGCAUACGGUGAAUAUAACGUUCAAUAAGGAAGUGCUUAAAAAUAGUCCAUUUGAAGUUAAUAUCGUCGAAGCAAAGCCAAUUGUUACUGAUUCUGGAAUUAUCGAUGAUAAGAAAAAAGAAAAAAAACAAAAAGAAGAACGAAAACGCGAAGAAAAAGAAAAACAGAAGAAGGAAAGAGAGGAGAAACAAUUGGCUGAAACUCUGAAAAAGAAUAGGGAGAAGGAAUUGAAAAAGAAGAAGCAUAUUUUGGAUCGGAAACCAAGCUUGUCGAAAAUUCCCUCAUUAAGCCGAGUAAAUAAAUCGGCUCAAAUUGUUGUUUCUGUUUACGACGACAGUCCACUGGAAGUAUCCGUGAAAGAUCCAUCAAAGAAUCUCAUCGAUUAUUCGAUUUCGGACCAUGAAAGUGGUGGAAAAAAAGUUGAAUUCAUUCCAGUUAAAGUUGAUAUUAAAGGUGAUCAUGAAGUAGAUAUCAAGUGUGGUGGUAUAGAUGUACAAGGAAGUCCAUUUACUUGUCGAGCAUAUGAUCCUGCGAAAAUUGGUGUAGGCAAUAUUCCAAAUGGCAUCGUCGAGCAAGCAGUGCAUUUUAUUGUUGAUGCGAGCGAAGCUGGAGUUGGUAAUUUGGAAGUAGCUGUAAAUGAGGGUCGCGUUCCGUCUAUGGCACAGUCACUUGGCCAACAUCGCUACGACAUUUCAUUUAUACCUAGAGAAAAAGUCGAUCAUACGAUUUCUGUUCGAUUUAAUAAUGAACCAGUUCCAGGAAGCCCAUUUAUAUGUCACUUAGUUUCGACCCAUUCUAUUUCGGCCUCCGGCCCAGGAUUAGAACGAGUUCCAGUAGGCCAGACAUCAGAGUUCUUCGUUCUUAUCGAAGGAGAUCAGUCCGAUAUUCCAUCAGUAAGAAUAACUGAUUCGCAAGGAAACAACAUUCCUGUUCGCGUCGAUAAAGAUAAUGCAGCUGAUAGUAGGUUCAUCAUCAACUAUACUCCUCAAAUCGUUGGCAAUCAUCAGAUUGAGAUCGAACAUGCCGGUAAACCAGUUCAUGGUUCACCAUUCACAUCGAAAGCAUUUGAUGCAAAAUGUGCGAGGUUAUCUCGAGUCGAUGCUGCUUAUGUUGGGCGACCAUGCACUUUUACUAUAGAUGCUGCGAGAGCUGGGGCUGGCAACAUGGAAAUUAUUGUCAGCGUUGAUAAUCGUAAUGUCCCAAACUUUGUUCAGGCUGAAGGACAGGCAAAGUUUAAAGUUUCAUUCACACCACAAGAAGCCAAAGACCAUGUAAUAAGUGUUCGAUUUAAUGGCGAACCAAUUCCUGGUUCACCAAUGGUAUGUCCAGUCUCCGAAGUAUCACAAAGUGUUGCUGCUGUAGUACCUUUAUCGUCAGGUCCAGAUAUUGCUCAACAAGCUCGACUUGUUGGAGAUAUUUCAUCUGCUCAGGUCGGAAAUGUCAAAGGAUUCACUGUCGAUACCGGAGGGCGCGAUGCCGAUUGCAAUGUUAUCGUUAUUGAUCCGAUAGGUAAUGAAGUUUGCGUGCAAAUGGAAAGAGUAUCGACAGGUUACCUUGCGCAAGAAAAUAAAAAUGAUGAAAUAUAUUCAGGAACUUAUGGUGUAAGGAUUGAGAUCGAUGGGAAAGAAAUGAACAGUAGCCCCUUUGUAAUUGAAGUCACCGGUCAACCGAAGAUAUCUCGAAUACCAUCUGUAGUAUUUAUUGGCAAAGAGAUGGCAUUUAAUGCUGAGACUGAUCUUGCAAAUCGACGAAAUAUUAACAUUGAAAUUCGUGGCGAGGAUGGGCGUACAAUUCCUGUUCGAACCAGUGUUGAUAAUACUGGAAUAAAGGCCAGUUGCAAAUUCCGUAACGUUGGUCGAUAUUCUGUAAAUAUUACUCUGAACGGAAAAUUAAUCGAAUCAAAGACAAUAGAAGUCGUAGAGCCGGGUGUUGGUGUGUCUUUGGUCAAUGAUAUCGACCAAGGUUUUGUUGGACAAGCUUACAAAGUAUUAUUGCGUAUCGACAACAAUAGUCUUAAAAAACUUGUAGCUGUUGCAGUUACUGGUAACUGGGAAACUAGAAUUGCUAUUAAUCGUCCCAUUACAGAUUUCAAAUGGCUAAUUUUUAACUGGAAUUACUGGAGUAGUAUGAAUUUAAACACUUCGGUAAAUGUUCUUUUUUUUACAGACCAAGAACGAAAUCCAGUUUCUGUUUCGCUGAAAAAGAUAUCAGAUGAUAUAUUCGAAGCAGAAUUUACUCCACUUUUUGAAGGUACACAUAAAAUAGCGGUUACUAUUGAUGAGCGACAUAUUAGAGGGAGUCCUUUUACUGUUACCAUUCUUGACCUCAGUGCUGUACGAAUAAUCGGAUUGAAAAAUGAUGCAGUGGGAGUGGAACAGAGAUUCAACGUGGACUGGUCAAAUUCAGGUGGUAGCGAAGCUUCAGUUCGAGUGACCAAAGACAACAGUGAGGUUCCGUGCACAGUGAAAAAAAUUAAGCAAGGCCUACAUGUUUGCUCAUUCACUCCCAACCAAGUGGGACUUUAUUUGAUUGAUGUAUAUGUUGACGGCACUCUUCUUCCAGAAUGUCCUUAUGAAUGCAUUGUCAAUGAUAUGGGUGCAGUACGUGCGCGUGGUGAUGCAUUAACUCGUGCGCAACGGGGGAAAAUUGCACGUUUCGAAGUUUCUGUUGGGAACAAUACGCGCCGAGAGCUGGAUGUACUUGUGAGAGAUUCGCAUGGAAGUCCAUUGCCUGUUCGCUGUUAUAAACAACAUGACGAUAGUUAUUGGGUUGAAUUUACUCCCGAAAAUAUUGGAUCACACAAAAUUGAAGUAACAUUUGGUGAUGUUCCAAUCGCUGGGAGUCCAUUCCAUUGUGAAGUUGUCGAUCCUCGUAAAGUCUUUAUAAGAGGAAAUACAGAACCACUUAUUCUUCGACAGCAAGCUGUUUUAACAGUAGAACGUGAGAAUGCUGGAAACGGCGAACUUAAAGUGGAGAUAGUUGAUCCAACAGGUCAGCCACUCAAAAUAGAAAAAACCAAGUCACCGAAUGGUGAAGAAAGAAUAAUAUUUCUGCCAACUAGACUUGGUCAACAUAAACUUACGGCAAAACUUUCUGGAUUCGUUGUUAACGGUUCUCCGCAAAUGCUUGUUGUUGAAGAGCAAGGAGAACCUUCACUUUACGGCGAUGCAUUAAAUAGACCUGCUGAAGUGGAACAACCUGUUAUUCUCAUUUUUGAUUCCAAAAAACAGAAAGGUGCUUUGAAAGUGGAUAUUAGAGGACCAGAUAGAUCGAAGGCACGAUUUGCAACCAACAAGAGAUCAGAUGGGAAUGUAGAAAUUAUUUUUAAUCCUUCUGAAGUUGGCCAAUAUAUGGUCAAUGCGGAAAUGAACAAUAAACCUAUCGCUGGCAGUCCAUUUGAUGUAAGCGUUGUGGAUGCUCGAAAAGUCUUGAUAAAUGAUGAAUUAGCUGAUGAUAAGGGCACAUUCCACUUUCCUAUUCAACAAAACAAUAUCAUUGAUGUUGAUGCAACUGCUGCCGGACCUGGUAAACUUCGAGCGGAAGUUCGUGAUGGGAGCGGUAAAGUCAUGGACGCUGCAGAGGUUGAAUCGCUGGGAUAUGGCAAAUACCGAAUAAUUUUCAAUCCUCAAAUCGCUGGAAAGUUUAACAUCUAUUUAUAUUGGGCAGACAUAGCUGUUGAGAGUGCUUUUCCUAUACAUAUUAUCGCAGAAACGGAGCAACCGUCAACAUCUCGUGUUAUGCCCCUAAGUGACGAAAUCGAUCAUCGUUCGAGGAGUAGAUCCAGCGAGCGUUAUGAAGAUGGACAAGAUGACCAUCAAAGAAUUAUUGCUCGUGGAGACGGUUUGACCAAAGCAAUCGUAAAGGAACAAUCAGAAUUCAUUAUCGACGGCUCGGACAGCAACCAAGAUGGUCAUAUAAGCUGUUCACUAAUCGGCCAGAAAGCAGAUGUACCUGUGCGAUUAAUUCAUCUCGGUAACAAUGUGUAUAAAGCUAGCUAUACUCCGUUGAUAUCUGGUAAAUACGAGCUUCAGAUUAUGUGGAAUGGUCGUCAAAUACGUGGUUCACCAUUCAAAGUCAAUGUCGACUCUCACACGAGCGCUGCUGAGCUUAUAAACGUCGAUACAAGCACAUUAAAGUUUGGAGUAAUCAAUGAGGAUAUAAAGACGGUCAUAAAUACGAGAAAAGCUCCUCCUGGUCAACUUUCUGCGCAAUGUAUGGGGCCAUCGAAAUUGGCAUAUUGCGAAUUAUAUGACCACCGAGAUGGCACUUAUACAUUAUCCGUAAAACCAUCAGAAAUAGGGAAACACACAUUAGUGAUUAAAUACUCGGAUGAGCAUGUGCCUGGUAGUCCCUUCAUAGUGAAUGUUUCUCAUGCUCCUGACGCUUCGAAGGUGCGAGUUUAUGGACCAGGUAUUGAGCAUGGAAUACUUUCAACUUUCAAAUCAAAUUUCGUCGUGGAAACGAAAGGAGCUGGUGCUGGUCAGCUUACUGUUCGUGUCAGGGGACCAAAAGGUGCAUUUAAUGUUGAAAUGCAACGAGAAAAAAAACAAGAACGAACUAUUCACUGCAAAUAUGAGCCAAAAGAGCCUGGUGAUUAUCAGGUGGAAGUCAAAUGGCAUGGUGAACACGUACCAGGAUCACCAUUUUUGGUAAUGAUCGUUGAUACGGAACAAGAGUUGCAGCGUUUUCUGCGAGGUGAUGCACCAUCACCUCAACCAGCAACACCAUUCAUCCCACCUGGCUGGGUUGGUACUCCUCCGCCACCUCCACCACUCUUUCUCAGUGGAGCUGGAAUACGCCCACCAUUCCCUCACCAUCCAUCUUUUUCGCCACCACAUCCACACCAUGGACCAAUUUUACCAUAUGCACCUCUACCACCUCCUCCAAUGCGUGCUGGUGUAAGGCCGAAAUAUGCUAGUGGUUAUUAA